Manis pentadactyla (Chinese pangolin) is the source of this 1695-nucleotide messenger RNA. RefSeq names its product HtrA serine peptidase 2 (gene HTRA2). Gene Ontology annotation, molecular function: serine-type endopeptidase activity; protein binding. The transcript is spliced from 8 exons. Lineage: Eukaryota; Metazoa; Chordata; Mammalia; Pholidota; Manidae. Gene Ontology annotation, biological process: programmed cell death; proteolysis; positive regulation of apoptotic process. Bases 141 to 1508 code for a protein of 455 amino acids. Gene Ontology annotation, cellular component: mitochondrion. The record is from RefSeq and is a predicted model, not a curated record.
GCCUGCCGGCUCCUCGGUCCCGGCGUGCACUUCUGGAAGACUUCAGGUACCGGCGUGCUCCGCGUCCGGUUGUCCGCCAGCACGCGUCCAGGGCGGUGCCUCUGUGUAGGGCGGGCGAGGAGGCCGCCGAGGCGGAGCUCAUGGCUGCACUGAGGGCGGGGCGGAGUGCAGGCUGGAGCCUCCGGGGAUGGCGGGCUCUUCGGGGGGCGCGUGGCGGGAAGGGACCCCUGUUGACCCCUGACCUCCGGGCCCUGCCGACGUCAGGAACCCCUGACCCUCGGGCCCGAGUGACUUAUGGGACCCCCAGUCUCCGGGCCUGGUUGUCUGGGUGGGUCCUUGAGCCACGGACGUGUCUGCGGUCGGCUCCCCGAGCACUGCUGACUGUAGGGACACCAGAUCCCCGGAGCCGGGAAGACCCAGGGACCCCUGGAGGCCGUCGGCGCGUGUGGCCCGCAGUGGCACUGGGCGCUGGGGGUGCCGUGCUGCUGCUGCUGUGGGGCGGGGGGUGGGGUCCUCCGGCCGUUUUUGCCUCGGUGCUUGGCUCGUCGCCCAGCUCUCCCCGGAGCCAGUACAACUUCAUCGCAGACGUGGUGGAGAAGACGGCACCUGCCGUGGUUUACAUCGAGAUCCUGGGCCGGCAUCCUUUCUCGGGCCGCGAAGUCCCUAUCUCCAAUGGCUCAGGAUUCGUGGUGGCUGCCGACGGACUCAUUGUCACCAACGCUCAUGUAGUGGCUGAUCGGCGCCGAGUCCGAGUGAGGCUGCCAAGCGGCGACACGUAUGAGGCCGUGGUCACAGCUGUGGAUCCCGUGGCGGACAUCGCCACUCUGAGGAUUCAGACGAAGGAGCCGCUGCCCACGCUGCCGCUGGGGCGCUCCGCCGACGUCCGGCAAGGAGAAUUCGUAGUCGCCAUGGGAAGCCCCUUUGCGCUGCAGAACACUAUCACUUCCGGCAUCGUCAGUUCUGCCCAGCGUCCGGCCAGGGACUUAGGCCUGCCCCAAACCAACGUGGAAUACAUCCAGACUGAUGCAGCUAUUGAUUUUGGAAACUCUGGAGGUCCCCUGGUUAAUCUGGAUGGGGAGGUGAUCGGGGUGAAUACCAUGAAGGUCACAGCUGGAAUCUCCUUUGCCAUCCCUUCUGAUCGCCUUCGAGAGUUUCUGCAUCGUGGGGAAAAGAAGAAUUCCUGGUUUGGAAUCAGUGGGGCCCAGCGCCGCUACAUUGGCGUGAUGAUGCUAACCCUGACGCCCAGCAUCCUUGCUGAACUACAGCUGCGAGAACCAAGCUUUCCUGAUGUUCAGCAUGGCGUGCUCAUCCAUAAAGUCAUCCUGGAUUCACCUGCACACCGGGCUGGUCUACGGCCAGGUGACGUGAUCUUGGCCAUUGGGGAGAAGCUGGUACAAAAUGCUGAAGAUAUUUAUGAAGCUGUUCGAACCCAAUCCCAGCUGGCAGUGCAGAUCCGGCGGGGACAGGAAACAUUGACCUUAUAUGUGACCCCUGAAGUCACAGAAUGAGUCAGCAAGAGUAUGAGCCUCCUACUCUGAUUUCCACCUUGCUUUCCUGGCCUAGGCUCUGAGGGCACCUGGACAGAGGGUUAAAUGAAGAAGUGGGGGGCAGGUCCCUCCAACCACCAGCACCAAUCCCUGGGCUCUGAGGAAUCGCAAAAACACUUUUUAUAUGAAAUAAAAUUAUACCUAGCAA